Molecule: messenger RNA, 627 nt
Organism: Cylindrotheca closterium
Lineage: Eukaryota; Bacillariophyta; Bacillariophyceae; Bacillariales; Bacillariaceae
Source: the annotation of a GenBank genome assembly
AUGACAAAGGACAUGAGACCAAGACCUGCCCCUGCAGCUGACUCGCGAAUCCGCGACAACUUGAUUUUCAAACUCGGUGUUGUAAAAUCUGAUCAGAAACCUGCUGUGAGAUCUGAAAAGUCCGUGCUCGGGAAACAGGAAUUUGCUAGUGAGCCGCUAAAGUCAAGAUUGGACGAGGAGGACAUCAUUGAGAGCCCUGGCUGGAACUUAUCAGCCUUGUUCUCAAAGAGUCCGAGUAGGACUCCCAGUGUUACUGAUCUCGCAUCGCUUUCAUCGAGCCACACCACCUCUGACUCAGUCAGUGAGACUUCAUCGGCUGCCAACAAGCGAUUGACUUUCAAUGAAACUGUGACAGUCUGCUCGAUUCCAAAUCACGAUGCCUAUUCAAAGCGAAUCAAAGAACAACUAUGGAAUACACCUGAAGAGAUUAUGGCAAAUGCUACAAGGAAUUCGAUCGAAUUUGCAGCUGAGGGGUGGGACUGGAGAAACACACUCGAAGAUGAGAACAUGUAUCGCUGUGUGGGCUCUAAUGAGAAGAUCCAUCCUGUCCACGUUGAAAACUAUGAGCAACAACACCAACAACAACAAGAGCAAAAAGAAGAGCAACAACAAGAACGCGAAAACUAA